Molecule: messenger RNA, 993 nt
Organism: Lodderomyces oxycetoniae
Lineage: Eukaryota; Fungi; Ascomycota; Pichiomycetes; Serinales; Debaryomycetaceae
Gene: RBK1
Product: putative ribokinase
Exons: 1
Coding region: 1-993 (330 amino acids)
Biological process (GO): D-ribose metabolic process
Molecular function (GO): ribokinase activity
Source: RefSeq, a predicted model, not a curated record
AUGACACCAAUUGUAACGGUGAUAGGCUCCUUGAACUAUGACUUAGUUACGUUUACUACUCGAGUACCCCGGGCAGGGGAAACUUACCAAGCGAGCUCGUUUGAAACGCAUAUUGGUGGAAAAGGUUUGAAUGAAGCUCUUGCUGUUGCGAGGUUGUCUCCCAAGAAUAAGGUAAUCACACGAAUGGUGGGUAAGAUAGGCACUGAUGAUUUUGGCAGGAAUUUGAAACAAUGUUUGUUAGAGGCAAAAGUAGAUGUCGAGUUUUUGGAGACAAUUGAAGGGCCAUCGGGUGUUGCUGUGAUUAUGGUGGAAGAAGAUAGCGGCGAGAAUAGAAUACUUAUCACUGCUGGGGCUAAUGGUCAUUUAACAAUGAGUGAUGAAGAGUAUGAAAAGAUAUUCGACAAAUCGGUUGAUGGAAAAGGAGGGUUUGUCGUAUUGCAAAAUGAGUAUCCAGACACUUGUAAGAGCAUAUCAUGGUUGAAAGAGAAUCGACCGCAGAUCAAUAUUGCAUACAAUCCAUCGCCAUUCAAACCUGAAUUGGUGACAAGGAAACUUUGGCGUAUGAUUGACUUUUUAAUCGUUAAUGAAGGAGAAGCACAAGAUGUUGCGAAGCUUCUUUUACCUGAUGUCAUUUUUGAAGCGAGUAUUGAAGGAUUCAAGAAAAUGGCCAUUGAAAUUCAAAAGCUAUUAAAUCAAGAAAAUAUACAAACUGUGGUUAUAACAAUGGGAAGUAAAGGGUGCAUUUAUUACACUGGAAAAGAGGAAAAACCAAGUUUUGUGAAGGCUCAAAAGGUGGACAAAGUUGUUGACACCACAGGGGCAGGGGAUACAUUUUUUGGUGGAGUGGUUUCUAAUUUAGCUCUAGGUUAUGAUAUUUCCAAGGCAAUCAGUUUCGCUACUAUAGCUAGCAGCUUAGCUAUACAAAAGAAAGGAGCUGCUGAAGGUAUACCAAUCUAUUCAGAAGUCAUUGAAAAGUUACAUGGGGUAAAAUAA